Molecule: messenger RNA, 582 nt
Organism: Lathyrus oleraceus (garden pea)
Lineage: Eukaryota; Viridiplantae; Streptophyta; Magnoliopsida; Fabales; Fabaceae
Exons: 1
Coding region: 1-582 (193 amino acids)
Source: RefSeq, a predicted model, not a curated record
AUGGGAGAGUUGACUUACUUUCUCGGACUUCAAAUCAAGCAGCUCAAAGAAGGGAUGUAUGUGUGUCAAAUAAAAUACUGCCAAGAGUUGCUUAAACGCUUCGGAAUGGAAGAUGCAAAGUCAAUCGACACUUUAAUGCCCACUAACGGGAACUUAGACAAAGAUGAAAGUGGUAAAGAUUUUGACGUCGAAAUAUAUAAAGGUUUUAUCGGAUAUAUUUUAUAUCUUACUGCAUCUAUGUCCGGUAUUAUGUUUAGUGUGUACAUGUGCGCUCCGUAUCAAUACGCUCAUAAGGAAUCACAUUUAAAAUCUAUAAAGCACAUUCUUAGAUACCUUCAUGGUACAUCUAAGUAUGAGCUUUGGUUUUCUAAAGUUAGAAACUAUAGUUUGGUUGGUUACUCUGAUUUCGAUUUUGCUAGUUGCAAAUCAGAAAGAAAAAGUACUAAUGGAACUUGCCACAUGUUUUCAAACUCCUUAGUUAGUUGGCAUGACAAGAAGCAAGUCUCUAUUGCUUUGUCAACUGCCGAGGCAGAAUACGUCACAACCGGUAGUUGUUGUGCUCAAAUUUUAUUGCUCAAAUAA